Molecule: messenger RNA, 927 nt
Organism: Benincasa hispida (wax gourd)
Lineage: Eukaryota; Viridiplantae; Streptophyta; Magnoliopsida; Cucurbitales; Cucurbitaceae
Product: A20/AN1-like zinc finger family protein
Molecular function (GO): zinc ion binding; DNA binding
Source: RefSeq, a predicted model, not a curated record
GAAACGCUCUCUCCUUUCUCUCUCUCCUCAGUGAUUCAAAAACUCUUCAGAAGUCGGGGUUUUACUUUCCAUGGGAUUCUGAGUUCUUCCAUCCACAUCUAGAAUCAGGAUUCCUCUCUCGGAGAUAUCUUUCCUCAGUAUACUCUAAAAGAUGGAUCCUCAUGAUGAGGCUGGAUGCCAAGCUCCCCCGGAAGGUCCUUUCCUGUGCAUCAACAACUGUGGCUUUUUUGGUAGUGCAGCCACUAAGAACAUGUGCUCCAAGUGUCAUAAAGACAUGAUGCUGAAACAAGAUCAGGCUAAGCUUGCUGCUUCAUCUAUUGAAAAUUUUGUCAAUGGAUCGUCUAGUAGCAGUAAGGAAGUGCGUGAAAGUGUUACCGAUGGUGCCAUUUCUGUGGAACCAAAGACUAUUCAAUCACAGGCACUGCCUUCAAUGGGAUCUGUGGAGGGUGAGAAACUAAACCCAAAUGUGGGUCCAAAACGUUGCAACUCUUGCAAUAAGCGUGUUGGUUUAACAGGCUUCAAUUGUCGGUGUGGUAAUGUGUUUUGUGCAGUUCAUCGCUACUCUGACAAACAUGACUGCCCCUUUGAUUAUCACAUGGCUGCACAAAACGCCAUAUCCAAAGCCAAUCCUGUUGUCAAGGCCCAGAAGCUCGAUAAGAUCUAGAUUUCUCUUGACAUGUAUGUGUCCUAAAUUGAUGUUCAUAUCCAGCUGUGAGGUGGGUUUCUGAUAUGCUGCAAAUCUAUGUAUUGUGGCUUUAUGUUCAUAUAUAUGUUGAAGAUAUUGCAGUUACAAAAUAUCUGAAUUCUGAAAGUUCUCUUUGCUUUGUGAUUCUUUGUCUGUGCCUGUCUUAAUGGACGUCAUCGUUAUUGGCCUUGUAAUGCUUUCUCUCUGUGUUUUGUAGCCAUUCUCUUGUUUUGACCGAGUAA